UGCACAUUUGUUAUGUGGUUACAUCACACACAGGUCAUAGAAGGUCCAAGCUUACUGGUGGUCCUCAUCGUUGCUCUGGGAGAGUGGAGGUGCUUCAUGAAGAGACCUGGUCCACGGUGUGUGAUGCUGACUUUGACCAGCAGGAUGCAGAGGUUGUGUGUCGAGAGCUGGGCUGUGGGCUUCCUGUGGAGGUGCUGGGAGCAGCUGCUUUUGGCAGAGGGGAGGGUCAGGUGUGGUCAAAGGAACUUCAGUGUAGAGGAAUUGAAUCUGAGAUUUCCCUUUGUCCAACAUCAUCUUCACUUAGACUCAACUGCACCCAUGGCAGUGAUGUGGGACUCAUAUGUUCUGGUCACACUCAGGCUUGGCUUGUAAACGGCUCUGACUCCUGUUCUGGUCGAGUGGAGCUCCAGUACCUCAGUGAGCGGGGCACAGUGUGUGAUGUAAGCUGGGAUAUGAGAGCUGCCAGUGUCCUCUGUGGUCAGCUGAAGUGUGGGAGUGCUGUGGCUGUGUUGGGGUCAGACUGGUUUGGGGAGGGGAGUGGCCAGAUCUGGGCUGAUGUGUUUGAUUGUCAGGGGAACGAAACACACCUGUCAAAAUGUCCCAUUUCAUCAUGGAGUCGAACUGCAUGCUCUCAUAAACAGGAUGCUGGAGUCAUCUGCAGUGGUUCACUCAUGGCAGUUCAUGAGGGGCGAGUGCGGUUGUCUAGAGGGAUGGAAUGUGAGGGGGAGGUAGAGCUUUACUUCAAGCAGGACUGGAGGAGAGUUCUGCUGGACUCCUGGAGUGAGUCUGUGGCCUCUGUGGUCUGCAGACAGCUGGGCUGUGGCUCCGUGUUCAGCUUCUCCAGCUCAUUUACAUCCAGUCCUGAACACGGCCAUGUGUGUGUGACGGGUUUCAAAUGUUCUGGGAGUGAAGCUCAUCUGGGGAACUGCAGCAGCGGACAAGCAGUCAACUGCAGCUCCAGAGAUCAGCUCUCAGUCACCUGCUCUGCUCACAGCUCCAUCAGGCUGGUUGGUUCUGGGGGAGACUGUGCAGGAAGGCUGGAGGUUUUCCACAGUGGCUCAUGGGGGACAGUGUGUGAUGACUUGUGGGAUAUUGAGGAUGCGCAGGUGGUUUGUAGACAGUUGCAAUGUGGAGUUGCUCUCAGUGCUCCGGUACCAGCCCAGUUUGGACCUGGAACUGGACCCAUAUGGCUGAAUGAGGUGGAUUGUGAGGGAAACGAGACGUCCCUGUUUAACUGCAGAUUUCAGAUGUGUGGAGAAGAUGAAUGUGGCCACAUGGAGGACGUAGGAGUCGUAUGUUCCGAGUUUAAAGAGAUCAGACUCACUGAGGGCUGUCAGGGGAAUCUGGAAGUGUUCUACAAUGAAACCUGGGGUAAUGUGUGUACAAAUAACAUGGAUGAAGAAGUAGCAAAUUUGGUCUGUCAAGAGUUGAACUGUGGAAGAUCAGGCAGUUUGAGCCAAACCAAAGCAAGAGUGGAAUCAGCUCCUAACUGGCUGGAUGAUCUGAAAUGUAGGAAACAUGACUCCACUCUGUGGCACUGUCCAUCUUCAGCCUGGGGACAGAACAGCUGUGAUAAUCUAAAUGAAGUGGCUCACAUUACCUGCUCAGGAGAGAUAAAUCAUUCUUUGCUGCGAAACCAUCUGAAAUGCUCCUCAUUUCCAAACCAGAGUCAAUGCUCAAAGCACCGGCCUCUCAGGCUGAGUGGAGGGAAUGGAAGCUGCUCUGGGAGGCUGGAGGUGUAUCACAACACUGAGUGGGGCUCCGUCUGUGAUAAUGAGUGGGACAUCAGUGAUGUUCAGGUGGUCUGCAGGCAGCUGGGCUGUGGGCCGGCGCUGAGUGCUGAUGGGAGUGCUGUCUUUGGUGCUGGUGUAGGGCCUAUCUGGCUGAACAGAGUGAAGUGUAGAGGGAAUGAGAUUCACCUGUGGGACUGUCCUCAUUCCCUGAAGGACCACGCUGACUGUUCCCACAGUCAGGACGCUGGAGUCACCUGUACAGACAUAUUUGUAUCCACCACUGUUACAUCCAGAGUAACUACUAUUACCAUCACAGCUGGUCAGACAGAGAACGAAGCAGUUACUCCUACACAAACUUUUUCAGCAGCUGUUCCAUCCAUCUAUCCAGUGUCUCUCCUGGUUCUGGGAGUGCUGCUCUUCCUGGCCUUAGUGCUGCUGUUUGUGCUGUUUUACCAGAACAGAGUGCUCAGGAGAGUGCUCUCUAAGAGGAAGCAUAAAACUCAGACUGAGGCAGUCUAUGAAGAGAUCGACCAGAGAAUCAUCACUAAGAGAACGACUAAAAAGGUAAAUAUCCUCUCUGAAGAACAACAUUCAGGAUAUGAAGAUGUGGAUGAGGAGCUUCUCUCAGCAAAGGCUGUGAAUGAGGAAAAAGCUGAAUAUUAUGAUGAUGCCUCCACCCGUAGCCUGAAAAGUGAGGCGGGAACUAGAGACACUCCAGAUACCUAUGAUGAUGUCAUUUCUGCUGGACACACAACAACUAGAGAAGCAAAGAACAAGGUGGAGCUCUAUGAUGACGCCGUUCCUGCUGGAAAGAAUCUACAGGUUACAGCAGUGUACAAACCAGAGAACUAUGAUGAUGUCAUCACUCCUGGACAGGAUUUUGGAGAUUCAGCAGGCUAUGAUGAUGUGGAGGUGUCUGAGAAAGAGGCACAGAUCAUCUGACAGAGACCCAAAUAAUGCGUCUACUCAGGAAAUGACAUUCGAGCUUCUUAAAAUCAGCCAAAGUUUGAACAACAACAAAUUAUUUUAUAUUCUACUUGAAGAUGUUUGUAUUCUUGUGA
Molecule: messenger RNA, 2794 nt
Organism: Pygocentrus nattereri (red-bellied piranha)
Lineage: Eukaryota; Metazoa; Chordata; Actinopteri; Characiformes; Serrasalmidae
Product: scavenger receptor cysteine-rich type 1 protein M130-like
Exons: 16
Coding region: 453-2675 (740 amino acids)
Cellular component (GO): membrane
Source: RefSeq, a predicted model, not a curated record